Messenger RNA from Laccaria bicolor S238N-H82, 753 nucleotides. RefSeq lists its product as uncharacterized. Gene Ontology annotation, molecular function: protein kinase binding; cyclin-dependent protein serine/threonine kinase regulator activity. The transcript has 5 exons. Gene Ontology annotation, cellular component: cyclin-dependent protein kinase holoenzyme complex; nucleus. The record is from RefSeq and is a predicted model, not a curated record. Lineage: Eukaryota; Fungi; Basidiomycota; Agaricomycetes; Agaricales; Hydnangiaceae. Bases 1 to 753 code for a protein of 250 amino acids. Gene Ontology annotation, biological process: regulation of cyclin-dependent protein serine/threonine kinase activity.
AUGGAACCUAAUAGGGUCGAGCUACCUGCAAUCUUUGAAGAGGCUCCCAUAGAUCAGCUCGUUCAUCUUAUAGCUGAUAUGAUGGAGCGUCUAAUGACCCACAACGAUCGAAUCCCCUUGUCGCCGGAAUGCCUCACGCGCUUCCAUUCCAGGACAGCUCCUUCCAUUACCGUUCUGGAUUACCUGAAACGCAUCGUCAAGUUUACAAAUGUUGAGAAAUCAUGUCUCCUCAUCACUCUAUAUUACAUCGAUAAAAUCUGUACUCGAAUGCCCCUCUUCACACUCUCAUCUCUCACCUGCCACCGAUUUACCAUCGCAUCUAUCACCGUUUCAAGCAAAGGACUUUGCGAUACGUUCUGUCCUAAUCAUCUAUACGCCAAGGUGGGCGGGAUAUCUGUCACCGAGCUCAACAUUCUGGAAAGAGAGUUUCUUUCAAUGAUAGAUUGGCGACUGAUGUGCACUCGCGAAAUACUCCAGGACUAUUAUGUCAAUCUUGUACGGACACACAGCACAGGAAACUUCAUCAUUAGCGGUGGCCAGUCACCCAGCACAUCAUCCGACAGUGACCUAGACUUGGACAGUGGCCAUUCAUCUCCGCCGUCUCCAAUUCCUAGCCAUCGGUCACGUCCUUCAACGGCCGAAUCAUCCGUCAUGCAAGACCUCUCCCAGCGCCCGACCAUCGAGCAAAACAUGGCAUUCGCUGCACUCCAACAAUCUCAGGACUACACAAAUAUCGCCACUGAGCGAAGAUAA